CUCACCUUCACUUCGUAACAAACACGAUGUCGACGCUGCUGAGUCGAUGCUGAAUCACAGUUUAUUAUGAUAUAAUGUCAUAUACAAUCAUAACACCGUCAUAUUUUACCGUACUGUUCAUAUUAUUAGUCACAUUCUUUGUUUUCUUUCGUGUAGGACACUACUGCCACGCGAUGGCGCUAUCUCGUCAUGUCCUUACACUGAUGUUUCAUCCACAGGUAUUUAGGGAAACUUUGAAGCAGUGACUUCGUUCAUUCUCUUUAAAACACCAGCUUGUACAUAUUUUCUUUUUUUUUUUCUGAUGAUCUGAAAAGAAAAGAAAAAUAAAAAUAAUUACCAAUUAACCUCUUUGAAAUUCUUAUUUUUUUACGUUUAAUACUAUUGCAGAAAAUAGUCACGUGAUCUUUAUUACCGUUAUAUUACUUAAUUUUUUUUUAUUAAGCGGUAAAUUUCUAUUGUGAGGAAAAAAUGUUGGUUUCGGUGAAAUGCACAGUUAAUAAUAAUAAUAAAGAAAACAUUCGUGAACACGUGAUAAUCCUCUGCUUUUACUGUGGGCAUUAACAAAUCAACGCAGUAAAAGGUGGAUCUGAUCCAACCACGGCCGCGCGCUCCCUCCGCUCCCUUUAUGGUUUGACGGCGGAAAAAAAAAAAAAAAGUUUCACGUCCGUCGGUGAAAAUUCAUUGUUGUUUGUCCAGCCAAUCAUAGUUUUUGACGACACAAAAGAGGCUAAAGUUGGAGUAUAAAAAGCUGCGCGCUAAUCAAGUAUGAUGCCUGUGAGAGCGCGACAUUAAUCCACACUCAGCGCAGUGACGCAGCGGGGAUUCUCUCCAAUCAUUCGUCUCCACUAAAGUCCACACCUAAGGGGACAAUGCAGCCGUCUCCUGUCCCGCUCUGUCUCACACUCAUCAUCGCACUGGGUCCAGUAGUUCUGAGUGACCAAGAAACGAACUCUCAGCUGUCCGCCCCCGGCCCGGAGGACCUGGGCCAGUGCGCCACCUGCGAGGUGCGGCAGCAGACGAAGACCAUGCGACUCAACGCCAUCAAAUCCCAGAUCCUGAGCAAACUGCGGAUGAAAGAAGCCCCGAACAUCAGCAGGGAGGUGGUGAAGCAGCUCCUGCCCAAGGCGCCGCCGCUGCAGCAGCUCCUCGACCAGUACGACGUGGUGGGGGACGACAACAGGGACGCGGUGAUGGAGGAAGAUGACGAGCACGCCGUCACCGAGAGGAUCAUGCUGACGGGAACUGAACCCGACUCCGUCGUUCAGGAGGACGGGGAACCGAAGUGCUGCCUUUUCUCCUUCACACCAAAGUUACAAACCAGCCGCAUCGUCCGCGCCGUGGUCUGGGUGCAUCUGCGGCCGACGGACGAGGAGACGACUCUCUUCCUCCAGAUCUCCCGUCUGAUGCCGGCCACCGACGGGAACAGGAGGCAGAUCCGAAUCCGCUCCCUGAAGGUGGACGUCAGCCCCGGCGCCAGUUCCUGGCACAGCAUCGACGUCAAACAGGUGCUGACGAUGUGGCUGCGGCAGCCGGAGACCAACUGGGGCAUCGUCGUCAACGCCUUCGACUCCAGGGGGAACGACCUGGCUGUGACGACGGCGGCGUCCGGAGAGGAAGGACUGCUACCCUUCAUGGAGGUGAAGAUCUCCGAGAGCCCCAAGAGACCGAGGAGGGACGUGGGCCUGGACUGCGGCGAGAACUCCCCCGAGACCCGCUGCUGCCGCUACCCCCUCACUGUUGACUUUGAGGCCUUCGGCUGGGACUGGAUUAUUGCACCAAAGCGCUACAAAGCCAACUAUUGCUCUGGGGAGUGUGAGUACAUGCACUUACAAAAGUACCCUCACACACACCUGGUGAACAAGGCCAACCCCCGGGGGAGCGCCGGGCCCUGCUGUACCCCCACCAAGAUGUCUCCCAUCAACAUGCUCUACUUCAACCACCAGGAGCACAUCAUCUACGGCAAGAUCCCCGCCAUGGUGGUGGACCGCUGCGGCUGCUCCUGAGCGCCGGCGGAGUCUGUGUGGAGACGGACAGGAGGACAGAGGCGGGGCUGUGGCUCAAGCUCCGCCUCCAACUUAGACUUGUUGACAUAACCGAUUCCAACAGUUCCAAUGCUUUCCUGCAGAUUAUGGUGCAAUAGAAUCAGAGUAGAGGCGGCGAACGGCCCCCACUGUCCUGCAGAGCAACGCUUUCACGAACUUCACCGCUCUACGUUUAUCUACGACGCACUCAAAUCUCAAAAGACUCCAAGUCCGAUACCAGCGAUAGUAGACGCGCUCACAGAGCCGCUGGGCCUCGGAGUGAAUGUAGACACAAAGUUAUGAAAUAAAAUUAAACGUCUCCGUCGUAAAAUGAAACCAGGAAUUGUUGAGGACGAGUCGGGCAAAAAAAAAAAAAAACACAGCUGGAAGAACCAUAACAUGAUAUUUUCACACCAGCAGAACACGUUAGAAUCACACACAGGGUCAAGAGGUCAAAAUAGCCCAUUUUUAACUGCCCCAGUGAGACGGCAUCUGCCCCGUGACCGAAAACACAAGUGGUCCCUCGACCCUACAUUUGAGCCACUGCUGCCAUGACAAGCAUGUUCUGCACAUUCACUUCAAAAUCCCCCCCCCCCACCAUGGAGCACUGUUACACCCAAUCACAAACUCACCCCCCCCCCCCCCACCAGAAGAGCCAAACCUGCCCCAGGACACUUGAAGCCACCUGAUUGUAAACUCAAAUGACGACAGGAAGAACGCCGCCUACAGGUGGAGACGUGGCGGAGACGGAGUUCAGAUGUAUGAAUGUUGACGUUGUGCUUUCAUCAACACAGUUUGCACUAUAGCGCACCAACAGGCUGAGGUUGGUGGCUACAGAAGUUGUAAAAACUGAUUUUGAUAAUUUGUAUUGUAUACAGACAGUUUGCCAGUGUUUCCACUAGGAGUUGCUUUUCUGAACCUGUUGGAAAUUGUAUAUGAAACCUCCAUCUAUAGAGACGACAAAUGUAUCACAGCAACUCUAUAUACUUGUUGUUACUGCAGUAAAAUAAAGUUUUCAAUUUUC
Messenger RNA from Cynoglossus semilaevis (tongue sole), 3045 nucleotides. RefSeq names its product growth/differentiation factor 8. Gene Ontology annotation, cellular component: extracellular region. The record is from RefSeq and is a predicted model, not a curated record. The transcript has 3 exons. The coding region runs from base 870 to 2003 and encodes 377 amino acids. NCBI's taxonomy places the organism in Eukaryota, Metazoa, Chordata, Actinopteri, Pleuronectiformes, Cynoglossidae. Gene Ontology annotation, molecular function: cytokine activity; growth factor activity.